AUGCCGUUCGACGCAGUCGGUGCCGUUGGAGAAGCCUCGAGCGACGGGGCAGAUGCCCUCUUCGACCCCUCAGCUCCCUUCUUCAACCGCUUCAACAGCCGAAGAUCAGUCGUCUACAGCACAAAGGGCAUCGUCGCCGCCUCCCAACCCCUCGCUGCCCAGGCCGGCCUCGACAUUCUCAAAGCUGGCGGCAAUGCCGUCGACGCAGCCAUAGCCACGGCUGCCGCCCUCGGCGUGACAGAGCCUUGCUCCACUGGAGUGGGAGGAGACAUGUUCAUGAUUUACUGGGAUGAGACGAAGCGGAAAGCCUUUGCCAUCAACGGUUCAGGUCGAUCGCCGGCUGGAUUGACCAUCGAAAAGUGCCGAGAGCUGGGCAUGACUGGCAAUCUGUUACCGCCUCAGGAUGCAAACUCGGUCACGGUCCCUGGCCAGGUCGCCGCUUGGUUCGAUGCAAAGGACGCGUAUGGCAGUGGCAAAGUGACCAUGGAGCAGAUCCUUAAGCCGUCUAUCGAGCUCUGCAAAGAUGGCUUCCCCGUGUCUGAAAUCACGGCACGGCAGUGGAUCGAAUGCGAGGGGCUGUUGAAGCGGGUGUCUCCGAAUGGCGGCGAGCUUCUCCUAGAAGGCAAGGCUCCUCGUGCAGGCCAAGUCUUCAAGAACCCAAACCUUGGUAAAGUGCUUCGUGAAAUAGCUUCCAAUGGAAGGGCAGGGUUCUAUGAGGGAUGGGUAGCAGAGGCAAUCACCAGUGAGAUCCAACAGCUUCGGGGCGUCAUGACAACACAAGACCUUAAGGAUCACACAACUACCUUUGUUGAACCUAUAUCCAAGAGUUAUCAAGAGUACAAACUGUUGGAAUGUCCACCCAACGGCCAAGGAAUUGUUGCUCUGGAGGCGCUGGGCAUCAUCGACAACUUGGAGAAGGACGGAAAGAUUCCCUCGCUGAAGGGCCUGGGUCACAACUCGACCCAAUACAUACAUACAAUAGUGGAGGCACUGCGAUAUGCCUUUGCUGAUGCAGAUGCCUAUGUGUCUGAUCCAGAACACUCUGGGCCGGAAUGGAAAAGCCUCCUGGAUGAUGCAUACCUAAAGGACCGGGUAUCCAGCUUCAAAUCAGAUGCCGUCGAUGCAUCUCUGAAGAACGGAUUCCCCAGCAAGUCCUCUGACACCGUCUAUUUCACCACAUCCGACUCCGAAGGUAACGCGUGCAGCUUCAUCUGCUCGCUCGCCUCCAACUUUGGCAGUGGCAUCGUUCCAAAAGGCUGCGGCUUCGCUUUGCAGAAUCGGGGCACCCAGUUCCAGCUGCGCGAGGGACACGUAAACACACUCAGACCUCGGAAACGGCCAUAUCACACCAUCAUUCCCGCGAUGGUGACGAAGAACGACCGGCUUGAGCUCUCUGUGGGCGUCAUGGGCGGCUUCAUGCAGCCGCAAGGCCACUUGCAGGUCAUGCUCAACUCGUGCGUCUUUGGCUUGAAUCCUCAAGAUGCCUUGGAUGCGCCGAGAGUGUGCAUCAGGCCCUCCCGCACAUUGCCCGAGUAUGCAACGGCAGACGAUUACUCCAAGUUGACGCAGAAAUCCAUCGUAUGUCUGGAAGAAGGAUUUCCCCAAGAUACAGUUGAGGGUCUGCGUAAACUGGGCCACGAGGUGCAGCUCGUAACGGGUUGGGAUCGUGCAAUGUUUGGACGAGGUCAGAUCAUCCAAGCAAAGCAGGAUCCAAGUGGUCUGAGGGUGUAUCAUGGAGGAAGCGACCAACGCGGCGAUGGCCACGCAGUUGCAUGGUAA
Messenger RNA from Trichoderma citrinoviride, 1779 nucleotides. RefSeq names its product gamma-glutamyltranspeptidase. Lineage: Eukaryota; Fungi; Ascomycota; Sordariomycetes; Hypocreales; Hypocreaceae. Gene Ontology annotation, biological process: glutathione catabolic process. The record is from RefSeq and is a predicted model, not a curated record. The transcript has a single exon. Bases 1 to 1779 code for a protein of 592 amino acids. Gene Ontology annotation, molecular function: glutathione gamma-glutamate hydrolase.